UUGCGCGACACACCCAAAAAUCAUGUGAUUGCAUGGAGCUGUAGUAACAAGGAUCUCAAAACGGCCUUCAGCUUUGGUAAAAUGGCUCAAUCUAGAUCUGGAGGCUAUGACUACCAGUUUGUGGAUGAGCCCUCUGAUAACCUCAAGUGUCUGAUUUGCCUGUGUGUGGCCAGGGACCCUCAACAACAUGGGGACGGGGGCUGUGGGAAAAUAUUCUGUACUAGCUGUAUCGACCAGUAUAAGAUGAGAAAUAACAAGUGCCCAAACUGUCGAAAAGUUAUGACUACCUUCAAAGAUGAAAGGAGCAAUAGGGACAUCCAGUCAUUGAAAGUUAAAUGCACCAAUCGUACCGACGGUUGUCAAUGGGUGGGUGAGCUACGACAUGUGGACGAGCACUGCAACACCUGUGACUAUGUCAAGCUGCCCUGCCCUAAUCAGUGUACAACAAUUUUUCACAGAGUAAUUAAAGCAACGCAACUGUUUCGUAAAGAUCUCCAGAAGCACCUUGAUCACGAGUGUCCACGUCCUCGGUACAGCUGUCCCCACUGCCAGGAGACUGUUAAGUACCAAGGUAGAAUACACACUCCUAUCUGUCCUAAGAUGAUCAUUGAGUGCUCUAAUACUCCUCACUGCAAGGCAAAGUUUCCAAGAGAAACUAAACACGCCCAUCUCUCCACCUGCCAGUAUCAAGUGGUUGGCUGCAAAUACAGUGAGUUUGGGUGCAAAAAAAUGCCAUUUCGAAAAAAUCUUCAAGAACACGAGAACGACGACAAUGCACACCUCCGUAUUGCCAUGAACACGGUACUGUUACUAAAUACACAAUGCACACUACUAAAGAAACAAUGCCUGCUAAACACACAGUUGCAUUGCUCUAACAUGAAGGAUCAGCUAGGCCUUAUUAAGAUAUUCAAGAUGCCCUCUUUUAAAGGAAAACAAACAAACAAUAACGAAUUUUUCAGCGAUCCAUUCUAUACCCACCCCAGAGGAUACAAAGUAGUUAUCAACAUUGACACAAAUGGUUACGAUGAGUGCAAAGGCACUCAUGUCUCAGUGUGGGUUUAUCUAAUGAGGGGAGAAUACGAUGAUCAACUCGAGUUCCCAUUCAAAGGCACUAUCAAGUUUGAGCUACUCAAUCAGCUAGAGGAUGAGAACCAUCAUUGUGAAUCAUACACGCAUGAUGGCACACUAGAUUGUAGCAAGAGAGUAAUCGAUGGAGAGAGGUCUGAUACUGCACGAGGUGUGCAAGCAUUCAUCCCUCACGAAGACCUAGGACACAACGCCACCAAGAACUGUCAGUACCUCCAGGAUGACUGUCUAGUGUUUCGAAUCUCUGUUGACGUACCAUCCUACAAGCCAUGGCUACAAUGCACCAACUAACUGGCUAAUAAACGAACACUAUUAGUAUAUGUAAAACUCGUUAUACAAUAUAGUAUCGUGUGUGGUAACUAGAACAAAGGCUGAGUAAAAAUAACGUACAUCUUAAAUUGUUAUACUUAAUUCAGAAAAUGUGUUGUUUUUAUUUACAGUCGACCAAUAAUAA
Molecule: messenger RNA, 1540 nt
Organism: Halichondria panicea
Lineage: Eukaryota; Metazoa; Porifera; Demospongiae; Suberitida; Halichondriidae
Product: TNF receptor-associated factor 4-like
Exons: 2
Coding region: 82-1377 (431 amino acids)
Biological process (GO): regulation of apoptotic process; signal transduction
Molecular function (GO): protein binding; zinc ion binding
Source: RefSeq, a predicted model, not a curated record